CUUGAAAAAGCGCGGGGAUGCAGCAGUAUGCCGCCACGCCGACACCCGAGACGAACAACAUACGAUCGCUCAUUCUCGAGAAAGAGAAGGAACUGCAUGACAUCAACGAGUACCGCAUCCGCACCCUGGAGGGCCUUCUGAAGGAGAAGGAGCAAGCGAUGCAAGGGUACAAACAGAAGUUUUACCAGCUCCAGGAAGACUUCAAGUACAACCUCAAGUUGUUGGAAGGUCGAGACGAAGAGCUCGCAAUGUACGACAGCAACUUUGCCACCCUCAAGAUCGUUGUCCGAGACCGAGAGAGCGACGUGAGCGAACUCAAGAUCCAACUCGCGGACGUGCAGAGCGAUCUCAAGAUGGAAAAGCAAAAGGCGAGUGAAGGAGACAUGUACAUGCAGCAAAAGCUCAAGGAAGUCCGCGGGGCGAUGGAGUCCACGCGAUGGAGUUACGACGAGGAUAUGCGAAAGGCCAAGGAAGAGGUCGAGUCCAUGAAGCGACGGUACGAGCGCGAGCUACGCGAGAAGGACGAAGACAUCGAGAGCAUCCGGCGCGAACUCACCGUCACGUUCGACGACGUCCUUCGCCAACGGGAGCAAGAGUUCCGAGCCGCCCACGACGACGUCGGCGGCAAGGCUCGGGAUUUGGAGCUCAAGGUCAAGUCCAUAGGUCGAGAGAAUGACACGCUCAAGGAACGCAACCACGAACUCCGUCGCAAAGUCGACGAACUAGCGGAGCAACUCUCGGACAGCGACAAGGCGCAAAAGGGGCUGCAGUGGGAGGUCGCGGACGUCCGCGCUCUCAACCAAGCCAAGAUCGCCCAGUUGGAGCAAGAAACGAUGGAUCUGCAGGCCGUCAAGCAGGCGCUUCUGGACGAGUACGAGGCCAAGAUGGCCGACCUGCUGCAGUCGCUGCAUGCUGUGGAGAAGGCGUUUCUGGCCCAGAAAGCCCAGUUUCACGACGACUUGAAGCGCGCGGAAAAGACCAGCGAGGACGAGCUCAACGCGCACACGGCGAAAAUGGAAGCUCGUAUCCAAGCGGUCGUGGCCAAGCUGCGUGUAGCCGACGAAGCGUUGGAAAAGGUGCAAACCGAAUGCAAGCAAGCCAAGUGGGAAGCCCAAGACCAGUUGCUGCAGCGGGAACGAGACAUGGACCGAUUGACUAGCGAUCAUGAGGAUGCAUUGAACCAGCGGGAUGCGAUGCUCAAGCAACUCAAGCACGACAUGUGGCAGGUCGAAAUGGAGCUGAAAACGUCCAGAGAGUCGGCGCGAACGUCCGUGCAGCUGAUCCAAGACGGCAAAGAGACCGAAGCGACGUUAAGGCGGGACCUUCAACUGGCCCACGACACCAUCGACGAGCUCAAACGACACGUCCACACCACGAGUUUGAGUUUGGAAGUCAAGCUGCAAGAAGCAGAGCACGAGUGGACGGCGCGGCACAACGUCCGCAUGCGCGAAGUGGCGGCGGCAAAAGAGCGCAUGUCGGCCGAGAAGCAGGCAGCCGAAGAUCGGCUCAAGCAUGCCGAAGCCGAAUUGACGCGAGUACGUGGGGAAUUGUACGCCCAAAAGGCCCUGGUCAAAGCAAACGAGGCAUUUUCACUGCCGAGUGUGCCGUCGCAAGUGUCGCCCGUGUGGAGCGACGCGGGGAGUUUGCCGCCUGCACUGUUGUCGAUGCAAUCCCCAGCAACUUCUCCAGCAACACCACCACCACACGAUCACAGCAACGACCAUCACCAGUACCACGUCGUUGCAGCGGAAAACGCUAAACUCAAAGGCAUGAUUCGAACCAUGACGGAAGAGCUCAUGAAGCAGUCGGCGGCGUUACCUUCGCCAACAUCACCACCACCACGUUCCCAAGCCAACGUCCAAGCCACGACCAUUGGGCAGUUGGAAAGCCAGAUCCAGGACCUGCAUGUCCAAGUCGACACGUUGCAAAAGGAGCUACUAGCGGCGAGAACCAACCAGACUACUACUGCGAACAACAACACCUUUGUCGACACAACGGCCAAUUGCACCACCACCAAUCAAGAGGGCGUGAUAGCUGACCUGCGCAAGCAACUGGCCGACGCGUUAGCCCAAGUAGACGUGCUGAAAGCCGAACGGAAUGCGCUCAUGGAGCUUAGCAAUCAACUCACUGCUGAAAACCGCAAGUUGCAACUCGGGACGGACAGUUCGCUUGCACUCAAGCAGCAGGAAGGGCGGGUGGCCGAGCUCACUCAUGCGCUGGAUGAGGCCAGAGGACACAACAAAGCCCUGAAAAAAGAACUGCGACGAUGGUUGAAGCGAGAAGACGCGGCUAGUCCCACUAGCUCCAUCGCAGCACCACACCAAACCUGCGAUACGGUCGUCAUGUCGUUGCAAGCGGCGAAACGUCAAGUGGAGGCGGCAAGGGCAACUAGUAGCUUCACGGACACGACGACCACUACUAGUACUUCGUCACCUCCGACUACUACCAUGUCGGAUGCCAGACUCAAGCUCAAACAUGCCAAGGAAGUGCUUGCGUUGGCAGGAAAGAAGGUGGAAGACCUGCCUGGGGGACGGCCGAUGCGCGCGCCGUCGCUCGUGCACCGGGAGACAGAUAGCCAACGAUCUGUCAUGUCCAAAUUAAAGGAACUCCAGUCCAAGCGGGCGGAAAUGGCCCAAGAGCGCAAAAAAGUGCGCAAUUACAGUAUCCCGUCGUCGUGACAAUAAUAUGUGACACGGUCCACACCUCACGAUUCAAACCCCUGUGACACGGUAUACACGAAUGAAACAGGUUGGUACUUUGACGAUGGGGGAUGAUAGUAGUAUUGUGUGUGUAUCUAUAAGAAAUAGUCGGGGGUUCGUCGACUCACAUGGGGCUCCCCGCGGCGCGGCGCCGGAUCGAAUUGCAAGCUACAUCAUGCACGACGCUGUCACAUAUGUUGAAGAUGGACAUAUGGGACGUACAAUGUAUACUUCAUUUGCUCA
Molecule: messenger RNA, 2942 nt
Organism: Aphanomyces astaci
Lineage: Eukaryota; Oomycota; Saprolegniomycetes; Saprolegniales; Verrucalvaceae
Exons: 14
Coding region: 18-2678 (886 amino acids)
Source: RefSeq, a predicted model, not a curated record